UCAAUAGCCUUAAUUAGUCUCUUAAUAGAUUUUAAUGACCUAGCAGUCCGUAGGGCUUACUGGGUCUGAUAGCCAUUAAAUGACAUGCCAGUCAGUAGGCCUUGUUGAACCUGUAUGUUAAUACUUUUAAUCGAAAGUAGCCGUUGUGAGUUCUUGUUCAGCACAGUCUUCCUCUUCCUACUACCAGCAUCCUCGUUUGUCUUCCUUGACCUCCUGCAGCAGGAUGGAGGAGGACGCGGAGUCGCAGUCGAACGCCUCGAGCACCUCCUUAGAGGAGACCACCUUGGUCUCCGUCAAGGUGGGCUGGUUCUACUUCAACCCGGUGUCCAGGAAGGGUCGCGCUCUUCAUCUGUUACAGAUGUUGGUGCUGCCCUUCAUCCCCAUCGUGGCUCUCAUAACCCAGAACUGUAUAGCCAUGUCCAACGCUCUCAGGAACCAGGCUGCGGUCAGCUCAGUCGCUGUCCAGGUUCAGCAUGCUGUAGACAUCGGGUUGUUGCUGCGAGCACUUCAGCUGGAACGAACUGAGCUCUGCUACUAUGUCCUCUCCAACGCCUCCAGCACCUUCAGAAUGAACAUCACCAACGUAUACCAACACACCAAUGGUACCAUCGAGGGGGUGCAGCGAUGGCCCAGCUUCCACAGGAACAUGCAGCGUAGUAGGAUUUUCCAGUCUCGCGUCAGGUUCCAGAUAAGACUCCAGGAUUUCAGGGACUCCAUCAACCCUCUGGAGACACACGUGACCAAGGUGGUGUCCUGGUACAAUGAAGCCAAUUUCAUCCUCCUAAGCGUCCUCAUGUCCACCAUUAACACCGCAGACGCUUCCAGUAUAUGGCAAACCUUGGUCGCUUACCAGAACGUAAUGCAGUGUGAAGAACAAUUCGGGAUCUCACUAGUGUACGGAGCAGCUUACUACCUGGUUGGAGGCCUCGACAGCAAGAGUUACCUCACGUGGGUCGAGUCCACUGCCCUGGCUGGGUACUGGCUUAACCAGGCACUUGCCCUCUCACCAAAAAUCGAGCGUCGCCUUCGGAAGAGAGGUUUCCUGACCCACCUUGCCAAGAGGAUUACCGAAAGGGAUGACAUUAUAGGCAACAAAAAGCGCAACGGAUCGGUGGAGGCUGCCGACAUCUUUAUGCAGGAGAGCGCUGCCUUUUUAACCUCUAUCAGAGAUGUUGAAGCUUCGCUUGUCGUGGAUAUAAGAGAUGCCAUCAACGGGGAACUAGAGGUGGCUGACAGGCAGUACACCCUGGCGCUAGUAGUCCUGCUUCUAGUUCUUCUAAUCUCUCCAGUCAUCAUCGUCUUGGCCAGAAAAGCUACUAGCCUCAUCCAUGUGUACUCUUACGACCUGCUUCUCAAAUCAGCCGAAGUGAAGAAGGAAAAACGAAAGAGUGACAAUCUUCUGUAUCAGCUCUUGCCACGCACUGUCGCCCAUUACCUCAAGCAAUCCAAGCAGGUUCCAGCAGAGUAUUUCGAGUCUGUCACUAUUUAUCUCAGCGACAUCGUGGGAUUUACACACAUUUCAUCAGAGAGCAGUCCUUUACAGGUGGUGACGCUGCUCAACACACUUUAUAAGCAGUUUGACUCCAGCAUUGAGAAAUACGACGUCUACAAGAUGGAGACGAUCGGUGAUGCUUACAUGGUGGUAUCCGGUCUACCCAACAGGAACGGAGAGAGACACGCCUCAGAGAUUGCGGAGAUGGCCCUAACGCUGCUGGAGAUGGUGUCGCAUUUCGAGCUCAUUCAUAAGAAGGGAGAGAUGCUCAGAGUUCGCAUUGGUAUCCAUUCUGGUACCUGCGUCGCUGGCGUAGUUGGUACCAAGAUGCCUCGCUACUGCAUAUUUGGCAAGACCAUCACCACAGCGCACUUUAUGGAGAGCAGCGGAGAACGUACGUAUGUUGAUCCCACCUCACCAGUACUCUUCUCACAGUUAGUCCAAGGUGAAGCCAAGGCAGUGUCUUUGCCAUGAGACUUCUUAUCUGAUUAAAGUUUAGUCAAGUACUCACAUAGUUGUGGUUACCAGGGUUGAGUCUCAGCUCAUGGCCCCGUCUCUUACCUGCAUACGACCAGUUUCACUACUUUCCUGCCUUGUGGAUCCUUUGGUACCUACCCUUGUUUUCAUAAAAGUACGUGUGUUGGGUUAUCUUGAGCAGUUGUUUUGCGUGUUUUUUGUACGAACGGUUUGGGCGGUGCACAUUACAAUAAUUUAGUUUCAUUUUGUUGGUUGUUUGUUGCCAUGAUGCCCACAACAUCAGCCAUGAAGAUCCACGUGAGUGAAACAACUUAUAAUUUACUGACGGCGACGGGACGGUACCGUCUGCAGUUCCACCGUCGCUUGCAGGUGGUCAGCAAGUAUCGUAUCGGCACCGGCGAGGUCAGAACUCUCUCUUCCUCCACCUCUCCCAACACUUUUUCCUAAUCUCACACCCAUGGAGAGACUUCUUUAUGCUGGUGAAGAGCUCUUGUUUUAAUAAAUUAGAGAUACCCUUCCUUUUGAUCAGCUCUGAUUACUUUUAAUUCACCCAGGCCCUCUUGACCCUUACGGUUUUAUCAUUUCCCCAUGAAUACUAUUUACUCAUCAUCCCACACUUUCAAACUAGUCUUGGGCAUGACAUAAGAGACUGUGGGCUAUCAGACUUGAGUUAAAGAAAUCAAAAUUUGUAAAGUCGAGUAACUAAGCCCAUUCAUGUAACUGUGUGAGGAUCACUCAGAGUACCUCCUCUCCUUGACAGCAGGAGACGGAACUGGACACGUACUGGCUGCUGGGACGGACCAGCCCACAAGAGGCGCGGCAGGUAGAUUUGACGAGUGAAUACCACACCCCGGCCUUCCUCGCCUGUGUCACAGACAGAGGAGCCAGACCCCAGCGUCACACUGCCACUUCCAGGUUCUGAGUUUGCUGCUGCCACUGCAGCUGCUGUUGCUCCAUCUACUCUGCUGCUGCUGUACCUACUGCAGAUUUUAAUGCUGAUGCUGUUGCUACUACAGCUGUUGAUGCUGCUAUUGUUGCUGUAAGUACCGCAGCUUUUACUGUACGUAUUGAUGAUGCAGCUACAAAAGCAGUUGCUACUGUUGCAGUAUGGAAGCGCAAAACCCAUAGAGGUCGUAUAAAGCACUGGGUAAAGGGUGGCAAUUAGGUUCGUUCUAGGGAAGGAGAGGAUAGUUCCAAAUCCUUUAUCUAAUUCUCCUGGAAGCGUUUUAAAUCUCAAUUAAAUCUAAGUGGAAGUAGGUUCCUGGAGUUUACCUGGAGAGAGUUUCGGGGGUCAACGCCCCCGCGGCCCGGUCUGUGACCAGGCCUCCUGGUUCGUGACAACUUACAUGUAGCCUAACUCCUGGGGACACCAACCCAUGUAUGAGGCAGACAUAUCAUCACGUGUAUUGAUAUAGUAAGCUGUCUUAUGAAAUUCCUAUAUAUAGUGAGACUGAAAUAGUAAAUUCAAAAUUUAAUAGGGCAGAGGAAAAGCGUUCACAGUAUGUAUUCAAUUUUGGAUGCACUUUUUAAAUCGCACUUACAAAAAUGCACUAUAUAUAUGUAGAAGAGCUUAUUGUAUCUCAACAGUAUCCUUGAUGAAAGAAAAUGUAUGGUGAUUUAUAAUUAAGGAUAGGUGUUUACCUGGAGUUUACCUGGAGAGAGAGUUUCGGGGGUCAACGCCCCCGCGGCCCGGUCUGUGACCAGGCCUCCUGGUGGAUCAGCGCCUGAUCAACCAGGCUGUUGCUGCUGGCUGCACGCAAACCAACGUACGAGCCACAGCCCGGCUGAUCAGGAACUGACUUUAGGUGCUUGUCCAGUGCCAGCUUGAAGACUGCCAGGGGUCUGUUGGUAAUCCCCCUUAUGUGUGCUGGGAGGCAGUUGAACAGUCUCGGGCCCCUGACACUUAUUGUAUGGUCUCUUAACGUGCUAGUGACACCCCUGCUUUUCAUUGGGGGGAUGGUGCAUCGUCUGCCAAGUCUUUUGCUUUCGUAGUGAGUGAUUUUCGUGUGCAAGUUCGGUACUAGUCCCUCUAGGAUUUUCCAGGUGUAUAUAAUCAUGUAUCUCUCCCUCCUGCGUUCCAGGGAAUACAGGUUUAGAAAACCUCAAGCGCUCCCAGUAAUUGAGGUGUUUUAUCUCCGUUAUGCGCGCCGUGAAAGUUCUCUGUACAUUUUCUAGGUCGGCAAUUUCACCUGCCUUGAAAGGUGCUGUUAGAGUGCAGCAAUAUUCCAGCCUAGAUAGAACAAGUGACCUGAAGAGUGUCAUCAUGGGCUUGGCCUCCCUAGUUUUGAAGGUUCUCAUUAUCCAUCCUGUCAUUUUUCUAGCAGAUGCGAUUGAUACAAUGUUAUGGUCCUUGAAGGUGAGAUCCUCCGACAUAAUCACUCCCAGGUCUUUGACGUUGGUGUUUCGC
This is a messenger RNA of Cherax quadricarinatus, 4376 nucleotides long. RefSeq lists its product as uncharacterized. Gene Ontology annotation, molecular function: guanylate cyclase activity; peptide receptor activity; adenylate cyclase activity. Gene Ontology annotation, cellular component: plasma membrane. Gene Ontology annotation, biological process: cGMP biosynthetic process; intracellular signal transduction; receptor guanylyl cyclase signaling pathway. Lineage: Eukaryota; Metazoa; Arthropoda; Malacostraca; Decapoda; Parastacidae. The record is from RefSeq and is a predicted model, not a curated record.